Messenger RNA from Lagopus muta (rock ptarmigan), 2170 nucleotides. It is a transcript of the gene IL17D, whose product is annotated as interleukin 17D. Lineage: Eukaryota; Metazoa; Chordata; Aves; Galliformes; Phasianidae. The record is from RefSeq and is a predicted model, not a curated record. The coding region runs from base 341 to 973 and encodes 210 amino acids. Gene Ontology annotation, biological process: inflammatory response. Gene Ontology annotation, cellular component: extracellular region. The transcript has 3 exons. Gene Ontology annotation, molecular function: cytokine activity.
GGUAAAGCACGUCAGCGCCUUAGCUGCCUUCUCGGAGAAAACAGCGCUUAUCCUGAGGGAUCGAUGCGCACCGACUCCAGCGCGCCUCACAAUAAAGCUGUGUUUCACGAGCCCAUCGCUCGGCUCUGCGGUUCGCGCGCUGCUCGUUUCCUUCCGAGCUCGGGGCCGGGCUCUCUCCCCGCCGGAGCGCUCGCCUCCUCCGUGAACGCCCGCGAUCCUCCUGGCACGCGAGGCCAGGGGAGAUGCGGCGAGGCGCGGGGCGCGUUUCCAGCUGCUCCUCCGCCGGGAGACAGCCAGCGGCACGCGCCCCUCGCCUUCCUCGAGCGGCCCGAGCGGCGCCAUGCAGCGAGGCCGGGUGCUGACGGCGCUGCUGUGCGCGGCGCUGCUCCCGCUCCGCUCGGACGCCGCCAAAGCGCCCAAACGCCCGGCCCGGCCCCGGAGCUGCGGCGAGCGGCCCGAGGAGCUGCUGGAGCAGCUGUACGGGCGGCUGGCGGCCGGCAUGCUCGGCGCCUUCCACCACACCCUGCAGCCCGAGCCGCCCGAGUCGCCCGGCAGCCGCCAGCGCAACGCCAGCUGCCCCGCGGGGGCCCGGCCGGGCGGCGACAAGAGGUUCCGGCUGCCCGUCAACCUGCGCAGCGCCUCGCCCUGGGCCUACAGAAUUUCAUAUGACCCCACAAGAUACCCUAAAUACAUUCCCGAAGCAUACUGUCUGUGCAAGGGCUGCCUGAUGGGGAUCUUUGGCGAGGAGAAUUUUCACUUCCGCAGCACCCCUGUGUACAUGCCCACCGUCAUCCUCCGCCGCACCUCCUCCUGCGCUGGGGGCCGCUAUGUGUACACAGAAGACUACGUCACCAUCCCAGUGGGCUGCACGUGUGUGCCUGAGCCAGAAAAGGAGGCCGAAAGCGUAAAUUCCAGCAUAGACAAGCAAGAAAUGAAGUUGCUGGUAAACCAGAACAAGCCGUCGUCGGAAUGAAGAAUAUAGGAGGAGUCGUCUGUGCGUUAUUGGCUUCACGUCACUAUUUCACCACCUCAGCAAACUGCGCGCAGCAGAGAAACGCAUCAGAUUAUGCUGCUUCUCUGCUUACAGUUAUUUCAGUUAUAGGAUGGAAAAUUCUGUUCAGUUGCUCAGAUCGUUAGCGAUGACAAUUCAUAUUAAGAACUUCUGUAGCUCAAGUGAGUAUUUCUUGCAAAUUCCAGUAUAGCUUUUUUCCUUUCCUUAGCAUGGAACAUUUUAUCCAUACUUAUUCACAGUAAAUUUUAGAAGAUGAUGCAAUAGUCAGAAAUGCUAGCUAUUGCUAUAGCAGACUGCUGGUUGUAGAUAUUAUUCAGGAAUCACUUAUACUCUACUUUUAAAUACUUUUAUAUAAAGAUCACAUAGCUUUUGUCCGGAUGCCAAAACAUCAGUUAAAAAUACAGUUUCUCAGGGUGGGAGAGCCUUCCCUUAUGUCAAGUCAACCCAAAGCAGCAUUUUUUGCUGUUAUGUCUUUGUCUGUUUAUACAGCACAGCAUGGGGACCUUCACUGGGCUGGAGUCAUUCAUGAAACAACUUUCUGUGAGUUAGCUAUUUUUAAACUCACCAAAUUGCUAAGGGUACAAAAGUGUUAGAAAAAAAAAACAUGCUAGAACGUGAUGAAGGUGCAGUGGACUUCCCCAUUGUGGACUACAGCUAAUAGAACAGAAAAUAUCCAUUUAGAAUUAAUAGAGUUUGGAUCCCAAGAAUUCUGUGUUGGAUUUCAUCCACUGUUAACUUCUUAACAGUUUCUUGAGGUAAAACUGUUCAGUGAAGUUGAAAGGCCAACAUGUUUUUCUUGUCAUUGAGAUGAAUCACAGCCAAGCCAAACUGGUUAAAUACAACUAAUUUACACAAUUAGUUCUGCUCGGUUUUCCCAUGUUACAAGCAGCAGACAAUCGCCUGUGAAAACACUGCCAUGCAGAAAAGCAUUCAGCCUUCCAUAUUGCAGCUUACAGGAACGUGGGGGCAAGACUCAGCUACAGACUGUCAAUAAGCAAAAACUUGCAGUUCCACAAUGAGGGACCAAAGACUGACUUAGUCUAGAGAAUGACGGUAAGGACAAACCGGGUAGCUUGCAUGACCACAACCUGUAGGAAGGUCAGUCACCAAAGUGUGAGAUAAAUCUCAAAAUGAACAGCAGAGAGUAUCUUCUACAGU